Molecule: messenger RNA, 813 nt
Organism: Rotaria sordida
Lineage: Eukaryota; Metazoa; Rotifera; Eurotatoria; Philodinida; Philodinidae
Source: the annotation of a GenBank genome assembly
AUGUCCGAUACAUCAUUAUAUUUAUUUCGUUUUAAACAUAUUCAAAUUGAAAUUCCAUAUACUAAUAUUAUAAUAAAUAUAUAUUCACCAUGGUCUUAUAUUAUAUCAUUUGGAUCAUGUUUAUUAUAUAUAUUUUUAAUAACUAUUAUUUUUCCAUUAUUAACAUCAAAAUUAUCAUUAAAAAUGAAAAAUUUCUUUUCAAAAAUUCAUUAUAUAUUUUUAUUUUUAUAUUCAUUAUUUUCAUGUCUUAUUACUUUAUAUUAUAUAAUAUAUACAAAAGAAAUAAUAAAUUGGUUAGAUUAUAUAUGUAAACCAAUACCUUCUUGGCUUCGUAUAAUAUCAAUUACAUUUACUAUUUCAAAAAUAUGGGAAUGGUUUGAUACAGCUAUUCUUAUAUUCAAAGGACAAACAUUUAAAAAAAUUGGAUUUCUCCAUAUAUAUCAUCAUGCAACAACAUUUUUAUUAUUUUUAUGUGUUAUGAAUUUUCCUGGUGGAGAAAAAAGUGGUAUGUUAUUAAAUGGUUUUGUUCAUACAGUUAUGUAUUAUCAUUUUGCUUUUCGUUUACCAAAAUUUUUACGUCCUAUAAUAACAACAUUACAAAUUAUACAACUUCUAAUAGUUACUUAUAUUUGGCAUAUUGUCCCACGUUUAUGUUUAAAAUAUAAACAAUUUCCUAAUGAAAACUUUUUAGAAUUUCUUCUUCCUUAUGCACUUGUACCUGUUUAUUGUUUAUUUUUUUUUAAAUUUUUUAUUGAACAAUAUCUUAUUUCAUCAACAAAAAAGGUUAAGUCUUCUUUACAAAAAGAAGAAUAA